Molecule: messenger RNA, 583 nt
Organism: Trametes versicolor FP-101664 SS1
Lineage: Eukaryota; Fungi; Basidiomycota; Agaricomycetes; Polyporales; Polyporaceae
Exons: 1
Source: RefSeq, a predicted model, not a curated record
GCCUUGCACACGGAAUAUGUCUUACAGCCAAGAUGCACAGUCAAAUGAAGUGCGCCAUGCACGAAAGGGGAACACACACGUCCCAGCUAUUCGUUCAUCCCGCCCGGUCCUAGGUUCUCAGCGCCAGGGACAUGUCUCUCAGAGAGGGCGCGCUCUCAGCCGCGGGCGCGGAAGGGGCUACAACGGCCCUGCCCACGGUCCACACCUCUCAGGGCCACGACAAGACGCCGCGCUCUCUGCUGGCGGCCCGUCGAGUUCACAUGCAAGCCGUCACGGCCAGUCCACCUCCAAUUGGCGCGGCUCGACGCCCAACUGGGCGCAUCGUACACAUUAUCGUUCGAGCAGAACGCCGAAAAAACCUAGACUGGAAGACGCGGGGAUCAUUCCCGGUGUCAAUCGGGUUUCCUCUACAGACGCUGCAGAGGACCGAGCGCCGUUACGUGCAGCGGCACUGCACGACCCUCUAUCUCUGGAUCAGCCGGAACCCUUGGACGAGCCAUUGUUGACUUACCGAAGUCCAACACCAGAUGGAUUGGGUCGAACGCCCUCUUCAGAGGUUUCUGGACCGUCAGGGUCUACGCAU